GCGAAUUGCAUGUGAGGUGGUGCGGGACAGUCCAUUUCGGGGAUCAUAAUUGUCCACUUCUCAGACCUGCAUUCUCCCGAUAUACAUCGUGGCCACUACGUCACCGUCACACAUUCUAUCCUGCGACGCCCCAGAGUGCGGUUCUCCAUCACAACUACAGCAACAUCAGCAUUAAAGCAAGGGGUUCGACACUUUCGACACUGAAUCCAGUGGUACACAGCGAACCUCUUCUUCAAGCGAAACUCGCGGCAGCCCAGCUCUCCAUAAUGUCGGCCGAGGCCCUGGAGAAGCGCUACACGGACCUCCAGGCCCGCCUCGCCUCGCUGCAGGACGCAACCGCGCAGCUCCAGGAACUCAUCGACCGCCUCGCAAACUUCAACUUCCAGCCCGGCUCGGUGCCCCUGGCCGCGGCCGACGACGACAAUGUCGGCGCCGAACUGAGCGGCGAGAUCAACCAGAUCCUCCAGGAGCAGGAGGAGGACCUGGAGCUGCUGCAGGAGGAGAUCAUCGACCUCCGGCCCGGGAAGCUGGGCGGUGGUGGUGGUCGACAGCACGACAAGGAGAGGCUGCAGGACGGUGCCAAGAGGCUUUCCGUGGAACUGCAGAGCUGCCGUAAAUACUUCAGAAAGGCACAAAUAGCAGCAAAGCAGAACCUCGAGCUCGCACGACGCCAAGAGCGCGAGCUCCUCUGGUCCUCUUUUAGCCGGCCGAGAUCAGGCGCAACAUCACCAGGAGGCGGCGGCAGCGGGAUGGGCGACUCACAGACCCUCCAGCAGCCCCAGCAACAACAACAACAGCAGCUGCGCUUCAAGCCCAAGAAGCGCUCCGAGAUGUCCAAGGACGAACAGACCAUCAGCGCGAGCAACGACGUGACCCAGACCUUGCGGCAAACAUAUGAUCUGAUGGCCUCGGAGCUAUCCCGCAGCGAAUUCGCGCACAAGACCCUGCAGGAAUCCACCGCGGCGCUCGCACAGCUGAACGAGUCGUACGCGAACCUCGACACGCUCCUCGCCACGUCCAAGGACCUGCUGGGCACGUUGUGGAAGUCGCAGAAGACGGACACGUGGUACCUGGAGACGUCGUUCUACGCCCUGGGCGUCACGAUCGCGUGGUUGGUGUUCCGGAGGUGGCUGUACGGCCCGAUGUGGUGGCUCGUGUGGCUUCCGCUCAAGCUGAUCUUUCGUACCGGGAUGGGUGUCACGAGCGCGGUGUCGAGAAGUGGGAAGAGUGCCGGUGCCGGAGACGACCUCUCAACUGCUGCUGCCACUGACCAGCAGCUGCCCCCUGGAGUGGUCAUGAACAAUCACGAUGUGCCUACGAUCCGUGUAGGAGGGGAUGUUGUCGAUGGACAGCCCAGCGAGGUGGAUGACGAGAGCAUGAUUGGGAAAGUGGAACAAAUCAUUGCCGAGUCUGAGAGGAAUGGUGGGAGGCUGUAUGGGGACGGUCUGGAGGGGGAUGAUGGCCCGGAGAUCGUCUUGGAUGCUGGGGAAGGUCUGCCAUCAUCGGAGGGCGUUGUGCAUGAUGAGCGUGUGCGUGAUGAAUUAUAGCGGAGGUAGCACUGGGCUCCCCUGGUGCUGGACAAGCCCAAGAACGUAUCGUUGAAGUCUGGCCGUCCAAGCAGUGAUCCAUAUGCCUUGUG
Molecule: messenger RNA, 1639 nt
Organism: Microdochium trichocladiopsis
Lineage: Eukaryota; Fungi; Ascomycota; Sordariomycetes; Xylariales; Microdochiaceae
Exons: 2
Coding region: 267-1547 (426 amino acids)
Biological process (GO): retrograde vesicle-mediated transport, Golgi to endoplasmic reticulum
Cellular component (GO): SNARE complex; endoplasmic reticulum
Molecular function (GO): SNAP receptor activity
Source: RefSeq, a predicted model, not a curated record